AUGAUUGUGUUGUUUCUCCUCUUGGAUGGUAUCACAUCUAACAAAGUGGCAAAUUCUCUAAUUCGAGAUUCUUGCAAGAGAGCUGCAAAAAUAAAAGAGAAACAUUUCUACAAGUUUUGUCUCAUGUCUAUCAAUGAAAACCCCGAGAGUCAGAAAGCGAGGAAUGUCGAUGAUUUGAUCAUAGUAGGAGUGCACAACGCUAUGUCAAACAUGACGAAAGUGAAAGGAGUUGUAGAAAAGAUUCUGAAAGAGAGAAAGUAUAAGAGUAAGUUGAGUGAGAAGUCGUUGCGCGAUUGCCUUCAGCUUUAUUCUGAGGGCAAUGAUUCGUUAACCAAAGCUUUGAAAAUGUAUUAA
Thlaspi arvense is the source of this 354-nucleotide messenger RNA. Lineage: Eukaryota; Viridiplantae; Streptophyta; Magnoliopsida; Brassicales; Brassicaceae. The record is from the annotation of a GenBank genome assembly.